Purpureocillium lilacinum is the source of this 267-nucleotide messenger RNA. The record is from RefSeq and is a predicted model, not a curated record. Lineage: Eukaryota; Fungi; Ascomycota; Sordariomycetes; Hypocreales; Ophiocordycipitaceae.
AUGGGCUCGUCUACCAUGUGGGCGGCGGCGGGCGGCGCCUUUACACUUGGCGUCGAGGGCGAGUGCAGGCUGCGGUGGGAGCGGUGGGAGUGGCUCGCGGGGGCGGCGAAGAGGCAGCGUGCGGCCAGCGCGGCGAGAAGAACAAGGUACGAGAGCAUGGUUCUUGUAAUUCAAGGACAAAGACAGAGGAGCUGUAAGAAUAUGUUACUUGCUGCUCCCUUUGGUUGGGCGAGUGGCCGUCAGCCUGGGACAUGGCUGCCGCGUUAG